GCAGAUUGCUCACCAGAGCUGCAGGCAGUGCUUUUCCACCAAGAUGCUUUCCUCAAACGCAAGGACCAGGGAGCUAAAUGGCACUUGUGCCAGCUCAGUGGACAUGGAGCUCUUCCUCCAUUACUCCCUCAUCCCGUCACUUUUCAUCAUUUUGGUCUUGUCCCUUCUCCAAAGACGAGAGCACCAUAGACAGAGAGAUGACGCUUCUUACCUCCUGGGGAACCGCUUCAGAAUGAUCAUACCUCUGGACUUCGUGGGCACUUUUCGUAACCGAUGGUCCUAUGGAGUAGCCUUUGGGGCUACAGCCAAUAAGGUCAUGUUCUUAUUCUCAGAAGGCUACCAGCCCCUGCAAGUCCCACAAUGGGCCCAAGCCUUUGUGCUUCUGAUCGGAGGCAUCGAAGUCGGCCUGUCCCACUUCCCCUUCUUUGCUUGCCUCUCGUCGGAGUUCCGGCUGGUCAGCUCCAUCCUGGGGUUCAGCUACUCUCUGAUCUGGUUUGCUGUCACCACCCUUCACAUCACACAGUGUCCCCAUGGGCAGUUUGUGGGGAAGUAUGAGACUGUUGUGUUCUACUGGCCCUCGCUGCUCUGCCUGGCCUUCCUUCUGGGCCACUUCCUGUACAUGUUUGUCAAGUCUCUGAGGGUCCACCUGGGCUGGGAGCUCCAGACGGAAGAAAAGCCUUUCCUGGAAGUUCACCAGGCAGAGCACGUCAAACAGCUCCUGAGGAAGUGCCCCCUGCAAGAGAGAGAAAAGACUUGGUUCCAAACCAAGAUAUAUGAGUGGGACCCUUACUUUCAGUUCCCAAGCAGGAUGAUUGGAACCACUGUGUUGGCUUUCAUCUGCCUGUACCUUUUCAUUGUCAUUGAGUUCUGCAUGUUCGUGUAUGUGAGAGAUGAGCUGGAUGUGUUUGAAGGCGAAUUGGAGAGCUACGUCGCCUCCAUGAACCAGACGGGUACCCUGACCCCAGUCCUCCUGCAGGUGAAAGAGCUGAUUAACGUCACCAAAGGAGUCUGGGUGGUGACCAUCUUGCCUGCCUCCCUCACGUGUGUGAGCUACCUGUUUCACAUCUUGGCUUGUUACAGGAAGCAAAUGAAGAGGUUGUGGGCAGGAGAUAAACACUUUCUCCCUUUGAAGUUCCAUAAUCCUUCCUCGUCAGAGAGUGUGGUGGCCAUUGCAAGGUACUCUGGCUGGCAGAUAGCUUAUAUUCUGUGGGGCUACCUCAUCAUCCACGUGAUGCAGAGCCUGUGUGGCCUAGUGAUCAUGUACAGCCUGGUGCUACCUGUCAUCCACAAUCAGACCCUGGAGAUGCUCCGAGGACUGGGCAUCGGGAUCCUCACCAUAUCCAUCGUCCUGGGCCUCAUGGUCCUGCAGGUAUGGAUCGCCGCCAGCUUCUUCCUGCAACCAAAGAUGGGAACAGCUGACAAGCAGAAGCCCUUGGCUCUCAAUAACAGGAGAGCAUUCCACAACUUCAACUACUUUCUGUUCUUCUACAACGUGCUGCUGGGCCUGGGCGCCUGCCUCUCCAGGCUUCUUAUCAGCUGCAUCCUGGGCACGUGGCUGAUCGCCCGCAUCGACAGGACCAUUCUGCAGAGUGGCUGUGAGAGAGCAGACAUGGGGUUCAGUGCGUGGAUUGGCAUGCUCUAUGUGGAUCAUUAUCACACCAACCCUGUGCUCGUCAGCUUUUGUCACAUCCUGAUCACAGGCCACAGAGAGAGGAGGCUGCAGCAGGCCAUCAAAUACUGGUACCCAAAUCAGUCAGCAGGUCCCCGCACCUCAGUGAGGUCCAGGACAAGGUGGCUCCUGCUGCAGACCCUGAUCAACAACCCCAGACUGGUCACGCUCAGAAAAUCAAGGCCAGGCCAUGGCUCCCGGGACUUACCCAGAUUCUGUUGAUGUGCUCGGAGAGCUGACGUUGACCUCCCACAUUGCGACAAGGCCAUUCCAGGACAUCUGCCCCUGAGAAGGCCCAGGCUACCCAGCAGCUGUCCCCUGCAGUGUGACGGGAUGCACAGGCGCUGUCCACACAGAUGGCAUACAGGCCGGCAAUUCAUGGGAUGGCACUUGGGCUGAACAAUGAAGUCUCAGGUCUAAUUCAUUCCCUUGGUAAAAAGAUCAAGAACUAAAGAGAAUUUCUGUUGAACAAACUUUGCCCAAUAAUGAUUUCCACUCUCCAUGGUUAGGAGGCAGCCUUGGGGAGAUCCAUGUUGAGACACACUUAAUGUAGCCACAGGGCAGAACUUUGUGUCACUGAAAGAGGUGGUAAAUUUUUUUAUAUCAGGAGAGUUUAACCAUGUGGCACAGUUUUUCUCUGGGAGAAAGUAUGGCCUUAAUCCAACAGGGUCCUCGUUGUUUCCUCCUUUCUAGGUCUUAUGGUGGUGGGAGAGAAGGAAUCCACGAUCCCAGCCUCCAGUCUGGUGGGUGAGCAGACACACACUGAGUUCUCUCUCCCACAGCCACUGGGAUGGGGAACGGAUCAGAACUGACCUGGGCCUUGGUCACAAAUCAGAUGUACAGAUUCUCUCUGACAAAGAGGGCAUUCCCUGAGAAAGCCACUUGUCUGAGGAGGCAGAGAUGGGAUGGGCAGGCAUGUAAGGUGGGGGACAACAGGAGCAAAAGUGUGGGCGCAGGUUUGAGGAGGGCGAGCCCUCUGGUGUAUGCAGGGCAUGGUGCUGGGGGCUGGUUAGAGCAUCCAAGGGGGUCCAGGUGCCCGGUUGAGAAGCCUGGACCUUUCUCUUUGUGCAGGGGGCCCAGUACUUACCCAGAUUCUUCAUUCCCCAGCAUAAGAUCUCUGAUAAAUGGGGGCCUGUCACUCACAAAACCUGUGCAAGUACCAGGAGGACUCAUAGGGUGAGGGAAGUCCCCAUCCACCUCACAAAUCCCAGAGCCAUUGAAAUCCAGUAAUCAUUGAGUACCUUCUGUAAGCCCAGUCCUUUGCUAGAUGUGUCUGCCAGACGUAUCUCUUUUAACUUUAUCUCUGCAACCAAGCUUUGUCAUUCUGCUUUUUGAAACUAAGGAAACUGGGACUCAGAGUAUCGGGAUCCCCCCACCACCACUUUCUAGCUGUGUGACAUUGGCUAAGUUACCUCACCUUUCUGUGCUUUCUUUCCCCUACGUAUUAAUAUAAAAAGGGAAUGAUACCCGCAACGCCAAAAAUUAUUUUGAGGAUAAAAUGAGUUAAUAUACACCAACACUCCUAAGCUAGUGCCUGACAUAUCCUAAACUCUCAAUAAAU
Molecule: messenger RNA, 3230 nt
Organism: Lagenorhynchus albirostris (white-beaked dolphin)
Lineage: Eukaryota; Metazoa; Chordata; Mammalia; Artiodactyla; Delphinidae
Product: stimulated by retinoic acid gene 6 protein-like
Exons: 18
Coding region: 44-1891 (615 amino acids)
Biological process (GO): vitamin A import into cell
Cellular component (GO): plasma membrane
Molecular function (GO): signaling receptor activity; retinol transmembrane transporter activity
Source: RefSeq, a predicted model, not a curated record